GCCGCCGCCGCCGCCGCUGCCGCCGCCGCCGCCGCCGCCCAGUGCCGGAGCCCGCGGUGCGCGGCCGAGCGGAGGGGCUUCCGGCGCGAGCUCGACUCCUGGCGCCACCGCCUCACGCACUGUGUAGGUUUUGAGAGUAUUUUAGAAGGGCUUUAUGGACCACGGCUACGAAGAGACCUCAGUUUAUUUGAAGACUGUGAACCAGAAGAGCUGACUGACUGGUCUAUGGAUGAAAAAUGUUCAUUUUGUAACCUACAGAGAGAAGCAGUCAGUGAUUGUAUACCGUCCCUUGAUUCUUCACAGUCAACACCAACGGAUGAACUCUCAGCUCAGGGCCAGUCCAACACUGAUAAGAUUGAAUGCCAAGCAGAAAAUUACCUAAAUGCACUCUUUCGAAAGAAAGAUCUUCCUCAGAACUGUGAUCCUAACAUUCCCCUAGUUGCUCAGGAAUUAAUGAAAAAGAUGAUACGUCAGUUUGCAAUUGAGUAUAUUUCCAAAAGUGGUAAAAUUCAAGAAAAUAGAAAUGGUUCAAUUGGACCAAGUCUAAUAUGUAAAAGUAUCCAAAUGAAUCAAGCAGAAAACUCGCUUCAGGAAGAACAGGAUGGCCCCUUAGACCUCACUGUGAAUCGAAUGCAAGAACAAAAUACUCAGCAAGGGGAUGGAGUGUUAGAUCUCUCUACAAAGAAAACCAUCAUUAAAUCGGAAGAGUCAUCCAUAUGUGAUCCUUCUUCUGAAAAUUCAGUGGCUGGGAGACUCCCCAGACACAGAGAGGACUAUGUGGAAAGAAGUGCUGAGUUUGCAGAUGGUUUGCUCUCAAAAGCUUUGAAAGACAUUCAGUCUGGAGCACUGGACAUACAUAAAGCAGGCAUACUUUAUGGCAUACCUCAAAAAACUUUACUUCUCCACUUAGAAGCCUUACCAGCAGGGAAGCCUGUGUCUCUUAAAAACAAAACUCGAGAGCUCACUGAUAGUCCCUCAUACAAAGACAGUAAAGAUACGUGUGCCGUGCUGCAGAAGGUCGCCCUGUGGGCCAGAGCUCAAGCCGAGCGCACGGAAAAAAGUAAACUCAGUCUACUUGAAACCUCAGAAUUAAAAUUCCCAACAGCUUCCAGUUACCUCCACCAGUUAACUCUGCAGAAAAUGGUCGCUCAGUUUAAAGAGAAAAAUGAAGGCCUACCUUACGAAGCUUCACCACCCCAAACCGUGCAGUUAAAAAUCCCUCAGCUUCGAGUCACUUCAGUCUCCAAACCCCAAGCCCAGGCCGAGGCCCCAGGCCUGCUGGAUGUGAUGUACCACGUUUCCAAAACUUCUCCUGUCCUCGAAGGCUCCGCGCUGCAAAAACUGAAGAAUAUCCUCCCCAAGCAGAACAAGACGGAAUGCUCGGGGCCCGUCACGCACUCCAGCGUGGACUCCUACUUCAUCCACGGGGACCUCUCUCCUCUGUGUCUUCAUGCCAAGAAUGGGACCGUGGAUGGCACCUCCGAAAGUACCGAGGACGGAUUGGAUCGGAAAGAUAGCAAGCAGCCCCGCAAAAAGCGUGGCCGCUACCGGCAGUACGACCAUGAGAUCAUGGAAGAGGCCAUCGCCAUGGUGAUGAGCGGGAAGAUGAGUGUUUCCAAAGCACAAGGGAUUUAUGGGGUACCUCACAGCACUUUAGAAUACAAGGUAAAAGAAAGAUCUGGAACACUGAAGACGCCUCCGAAGAAGAAGCUCCGCUUAGCAGACACUGGGAUAUAUAAUCUGACAGAUUCAGGGACUGGCAGCUGCAAGAACAGCAGCAAGCCUGUGUAGAUUUUACCUGUUAGACAAAUGUCUGUGUGUGUGUGUGUGUGUGUGCGUGUGUGCGUGUGUGUGCGCGCAGGUGUGUGUUUGUGUUUGAACACACACACGUGGGAAUUACAGAUGCUCACUCUGACAGGAGACAUGAAAUUUUACAGUUCAAAAACCACUUACAUGCCUUUUGAAAAAAAGUUUUAUUCAGGGUUUUCACUGUGGACAGAAUUAUAUAGUUGCUUACUUAAUUCUGAUAGUUUGUAUUUAAUCCUUGUAUAAAUAGGUGAGAGGAAAAAAAGAUUCAGGUUUUCUUUAGUAGUCAAUAGCAUAAAGCGUUGUGGGGAAACAGUUGUCAAGUGAGAUAUUUUCAAUGGUGAAAGACCACUCCAGCCAGACAGUUGAACCAUCUUUUAACGGAAAACAUGAUAUUAAUUAUGAACCUUUUCUAUGGCAUACUUACAGUGACUGUAAGUAUACUCAGCACCCAGUCAAAGUUUAGACCGUUAUUCUCCAUACUAAAAAUCAGUAUAUACAGUAUUAGUACACUACCAAGCAUUCUACAGAAUACAAAAUGCACUCGAGUGCAUCUACCAGAUAGAGAAAAGAAAACCUUAAAUGAUAUGUAUAAUGAAAUUUAAUAUUUAUCAUUUUAAUAGUUGAUUUAGCAGGAAGUUGGGGUUAUAAAGUCUAAAAAAUAAUAAUAAAAGA
Suncus etruscus (white-toothed pygmy shrew) is the source of this 2481-nucleotide messenger RNA. It is a transcript of the gene LCORL, whose product is annotated as ligand dependent nuclear receptor corepressor like. The record is from RefSeq and is a predicted model, not a curated record. NCBI's taxonomy places the organism in Eukaryota, Metazoa, Chordata, Mammalia, Eulipotyphla, Soricidae. The annotation marks the transcript as partial. The transcript is spliced from 7 exons. Gene Ontology annotation, molecular function: DNA binding. Gene Ontology annotation, cellular component: nucleus. Gene Ontology annotation, biological process: regulation of transcription by RNA polymerase II.